Esox lucius (northern pike) is the source of this 2988-nucleotide messenger RNA. It is a transcript of the gene cabcoco1, whose product is annotated as ciliary associated calcium binding coiled-coil 1. The transcript is spliced from 8 exons. NCBI's taxonomy places the organism in Eukaryota, Metazoa, Chordata, Actinopteri, Esociformes, Esocidae. The coding region runs from base 58 to 990 and encodes 310 amino acids. The record is from RefSeq and is a predicted model, not a curated record.
AUGUUACCAAGGAAACGUAGUUAGCAACCUGCUAGUGGAUUGUUCAACCUGUGCAACAUGUCUGGAAGAGUGAAACAAAGCACUAGUAAGUCGGCGGAUAAAAGUGCAAACGACACAAAGGACGAGGCAAAAGACAAUGAUGCUGAAAGAGACAAACUGUAUUGGAAAAAAAUGUCCCAUGAUCAAAUCAACACGCUGUUGGAUUUGACCGUAGAACAGGUGCAGUUACAGUUUGAAGAGAUACUUGAUUUUGGGAACCACCGUACGUGUCUAAAGGAGGCAGCCUUGUUGGACUACUUUGUACAUGGCUUCUGGUGGGCGAAGGAAAUGAACUUCACCUGUCAACAGAUCUCAUGCAUCAUGGCUGUACUGCAACUGUUACUGGACAAUUUAAGCGAAAAGCAGAUACCAUUUGGGGAUAACCUGAAUGAGUUUGCCAAGUUUAUAGCAAGAAUGCGCCAGUCUCCUCCAGAGGUUGACCCCCUGUUUGAUGUUGAGCAGGCCACUUCAAUCGCUGACUACCUCACAUUUAGUCUCUUUCAGAACUACCGACUCUACGAGUUUCUCUUCACUCAACCCAGAGAGGAACUGUUACUUGGAAAGGAGAACCCCCGGUCAAAUGGUUCCUGCUUGACUGUGUUCCAGCGCACCAUAGAGGUGUUGAGAUCGACAGACCUGGUUGCUCCACUGGAAGAGGGUAUGUCUACUGAUGUGUACCUGCGCUACAUGGCCCCGGUUGCCGUUGGGGAGCAUGAAGAGAGGAGCAGGCAGGAGGAAGAGCCAGAGGAAGAUGUAGCAGGUAGGACAGAGAAUCAGGAGAAGGAGCAGGCUGAAUUUGAGGGAUACACUGUAGAGGAUGUCAAACUAGUGAUGGAGGACCUUACCAAAGAGAUGCUGGGAAACCUGCAGGCUGAGUUCACAGAAAAACUGAGAAUCCAGGAGACCUACAGUGCCAGACUAGAACAACUGAAACAUAAUGCCUCCAAGUAGCUGCAGUACAUUAUAGAACAUAUAUGUAGUUACCUAGCUCCAAGUAGCUACAUUAUAGAAGAUAUGCAUACAGUAACCUAGCUCCAAGUAGCUACAGUAUAGAACAUACCCAUCACAGUAACCUAGCUCCAAGUAGCUACAGUAUAGAACAUACCCAUCACAGUAACCUAGCUCCAAGUAGCUACAUUAUAGAAGAUAUGCAUACAGUAACCUAGCUCCAAGUAGCUACAGUAUAGAACAUACCCAUCACAGUAACCUAGCUCCAAGUAGCUACAGUAUAGAACAUACCCAUCACAGUAACCUAGCUCCAAGUAGCUACAGUAUAGAACAUACCCAUCACAGUAACCUAGCUCCAAGUAGCUACAGUAUAGAACAUACCCAUCACAGUAACCUAGCUCCAAGUAGCUACAGUAUGGAACAUACCCAUCACAGUAACCUAGCUCCAAGUAGCUACAGUAUAGAACAUACCCAUCACAGUAACCUAGCUCCAAGUAGCUACAGUAUAGAACAUACACACAACAGUAACCUAGCUCCAAGUAGCUACAUUAUAGAACAUACCCAUCACAGUAACCUAGCUCCAAGUAGCUACAGUAUGGAACAUACCCAUCACAGUAACCUAGCUCCAAGUAGCUACAGUAUGGAACAUACCCAUCACAGUAACCUAGCUCCAAGUAGCUACAUUAUAGAAGAUAUGCAUACGGUAACCUAGCUCCAAGUAGCUACAGUAUGGAACAUACCCAUCACAGUAACCUAGCUCCAAGUAGCUACAUUAUAGAAGAUAUGCAUACAGUAACCUAGCUCCAAGUAGCUACAGUAUAGAACAUACACAUCACGGUAACCUAGCUCCAAGUAGCUACAUUAUAGAACAUACCCAUCACAGUAACCUAGCUCCAAGUAGCUACAGUAUAGAACAUACCCAUCACAGUAACCUAGCUCCAAGUAGCUACAGUAUAGAACAUACCCAUCACAGUAACCUAGCUCCAAGUAGCUACAUUAUAGAACAUACACAUCACAGUAACCUAGCUCCAAGUAGCUACAGUAUAGAACAUACCCAUCACAGUAACCUAGCUCCAAGUAGCUACAGUAUAGAACAUACCCAUCACAGUAACCUAGCUCCAAGUAGCUACAGUAUAGAACAUACCCAUCACAGUAACCUAGCUCCAAGUAGCUACAGUAUGGAACAUACCCAUCACAGUAACCUAGCUCCAAGUAGCUACAGUAUAGAACAUACCCAUCACAGUAACCUAGCUCCAAGUAGCUACAGUAUAGAACAUACACACAACAGUAACCUAGCUCCAAGUAGCUACAGUAUGGAACAUACCCAUCACAGUAACCUAGCUCCAAGUAGCUACAGUAUGGAACAUACCCAUCACAGUAACCUAGCUCCAAGUAGCUACAGUAUGGAACAUACCCAUCACAGUAACCUAGCUCCAAGUAGCUACAUUAUAGAAGAUAUGCAUACGGUAACCUAGCUCCAAGUAGCUACAGUAUGGAACAUACCCAUCACAGUAACCUAGCUCCAAGUAGCUACAUUAUAGAAGAUAUGCAUACAGUAACCUAGCUCCAAGUAGCUACAGUAUAGAACAUACACAUCACGGUAACCUAGCUCCAAGUAGCUACAUUAUAGAACAUACCCAUCACAGUAACCUAGCUCCAAGUAGCUACAUUAUAGAAGAUAUGCAUACAGUAACCUAGCUCCAAGUAGCUACAGUAUAGAACAUACCCAUCACAGUAACCUAGCUCCAAGUAGCUACAUUAUAGAACAUACCCAUCACAGUAACCUAGCUCCAAGUAGCUACAUUAUAGAACAUACCCAUCACAGUAACCUAGCUCCAAGUAGCUACAUUAUAGAACAUACACAUCACGGUAACCUAGCUAUCCACUGUAGACACUCCCUUCUGAUUUCUAUUUGGGGUGUAACGGCUGUCAAUAUUAUUGUGAUGAAUGUCCUGCCCAAAGGGUUUACUAAAUAUACAGAAAAUAAACUGUCCUCAAUUA